Messenger RNA from Tetrahymena thermophila SB210, 324 nucleotides. Its product is annotated as transmembrane protein, putative. The record is from RefSeq and is a predicted model, not a curated record. The transcript has a single exon. NCBI's taxonomy places the organism in Eukaryota, Ciliophora, Oligohymenophorea, Hymenostomatida, Tetrahymenidae.
AUGGUAAUCAAGUAACAGAAUUGUUUAGAAAUGAUCUAUUAGAGAGCUUAACAGCAAUAAGCAACUUUUCCAUUUUUUAUUUUUUCAGAGUCAAUAUCUUUAUUUAUGUCAAUAAUAGGUUAAAUUACUUUGCUUUUAAUUUAAUUAGAUGACAAUAGAUUUAGUGAGCCAAUUAAGGAAAAUACUGGGAAUUUUAAAUUCAGCUCUUAGUAUAUUUAAUCUAGUGCAUUAGUGAUACCAUUUACUCCAACACCAACAUUGCAAAGAACUUUCCCAGAUCUCAUAGAAGCAGUGCAAUAUAUUAUUUCAGGACUUGAAUAUUGA